GAGGUGUUCCAAUCACUUUCGACCCUCCCUCAAACAAGUGGUAUUCCAGCUACUGCUCACUUACCUGUUAGCUACUCGCAAUUAAGCAUCAUCUUGUUGGGUGGAGGCGAUGCAUCUGCAUAUGUUGAUAAUAUACGCGGCAGACAACGACACAAUACCUACCCGCCGCCACUGCUCCGUCCAAGGGAUGACUCGAGUCUUCGCGAUUUAGUGAACUUCCCGCCGGGUGUAGGCUCAAUUGACACCAUCGACAGCGACUUGACGUACAGAACGGAUAGCACGUACCCAUACUUAGGAGGUGUCGGGUACGUCCCUGUGAAAUCUCCAUGUAACGCAUGCCGUCGCCUUCGAUUCAUUGAGAAGAUCGGGAGUGGAGAAUUCGGAGAAGUCCACAAAGCGACAAUUCACUCCUCGUCGGGGAUGACAUCUGGCGCCGUAGCAGUGAAGACGGUGAAACACCCCGAUUGUACAAGUGAGCAAGCUUCUCUCACAAGAGAAUGUGAAAUCCUGGCGUCGCUGUUACCCUGUUCUAAAUUCAUCAUCGCCGUGAUUGGAUACUGUGUUCACCCGCUGUCCAACGCGGUUAAAUGCAUUAUUAUGGAGUUCUGCGAGAAUGGGAAUUUGAGGAACUAUCUCCGGAAACAUGGGAACCAAAGCUACCACAACCGCCGUGAAUAUGGUCCUCAGAUAAUAUUGACGAGCAACGACUUGAUGAAAUUCGCGUGUCAGAUAUCUGAGGGCAUGUGUUUCUUGGCGGAUUCAAAUUGCCUGCAUCGUGAUUUGGCAGCCCGUAAUGUGCUGAUCACACGGGAUAAAGAUUGUAGAAUAAGCGAUUUUGGAAUGGCCAAGCAGAUGAAUACUGAUGGUAUUUAUCUAAGGCAGUCUCAGGUACCCUUACCAGUGAGAUGGAUGGCACCGGAGUCGAUCAGGGACCAUGUGUACACGUUAAAAACAGAAGUAUGGUCGUUCGGCAUCGUACUCUGGGAAAUCGCAACUUUCGGAUCCACGCCUUACUCCGACAUCAAAGACGCAUACGAAGCUCGGACGAAAAUUUUAGAAGGACACAAACUGGAAAAACCUAAACACUGUCGGCCAGAGAU
Saccoglossus kowalevskii is the source of this 1100-nucleotide messenger RNA. RefSeq lists its product as uncharacterized. Lineage: Eukaryota; Metazoa; Hemichordata; Enteropneusta; Harrimaniidae. The record is from RefSeq and is a predicted model, not a curated record. Gene Ontology annotation, cellular component: plasma membrane; signaling receptor complex. Gene Ontology annotation, molecular function: ATP binding; transmembrane receptor protein tyrosine kinase activity. Gene Ontology annotation, biological process: multicellular organism development; protein phosphorylation; positive regulation of kinase activity.